This is a messenger RNA of Ornithodoros turicata, 1974 nucleotides long. RefSeq lists its product as uncharacterized. Bases 1 to 1974 code for a protein of 657 amino acids. Gene Ontology annotation, molecular function: nucleic acid binding. The record is from RefSeq and is a predicted model, not a curated record. The transcript has a single exon. Lineage: Eukaryota; Metazoa; Arthropoda; Arachnida; Ixodida; Argasidae.
AUGACGCGGGUACCCUUCGGAGCGAAAUCGAGCCCCUUCCUCCUUGCAGCGACUAUACGUCAUCAUCUAAAGUCAGCAGAGACGUCGUACCCGCAGACAGCUCCUUUGCUGUCAAACCACUUUUAUGUGGACGUCGGCGUUGUCGGCGUCAACACCGUCCAGGAGGCGCUCACUCUUUACCACGAAUCACAAGCAAUAUUUCGUGACGCUGGCAUGAAGCUGGUGAAAUGGACUACCAACCGCUCGGAGCUUAAGGGAACUUUCGAGGCCGAUGGAACUGCAAGCCCAUCCGCUACGUCAUUGAGGAAGGCUCUUGGACUCGGUUGGGACAUCAGCACCGAUGAAAUCCGGUACUCCCUGAAAUCCAUCACGGAGUUCCUCGAGAGUAACUUGAACACCGGCACUAAGCGUUAUGUGCUUCAAGCCGUUGCACGUAUCUAUGAUCCCUUCGGCUACGUGACGCCAUACGUUGUCACGGCCAAGAUUCUGCUACAACGUAUUUGGCUGGCAAAGCUGAACUGGGACGACCGGCUGCCAGAAGAUCUCAUGAACACGUGGUCUACGUGGUGCAGGCAGGUACCCCUACUGGCUCGCGUUUCCCUACAGCGGAGGUUAACUGCUCUCAACAUUUCUGAAGCCUCCUGCUCGUUGCACAUUUUCAGCGACGCCAGUCCGCGAGCAUAUGGGGCAGCAGCUUAUCUUGUGAUUAAUGACGGUAGUGGAUAUACCGAAGAGUGCCUCGUUUUGGCGAAGACCAGAGUUGCUCCGCUGAAGACAGUCUCACUACCAAGGUUGGAACUGAUGGGCGCAGUAAUCGCUUCUCGGCUUUUGAAGUUCGUUCAGAGUGCGUUAGCAGUAACUCAUGCCGCGACUAUUCUGUGGACGGACUCGGAGAUAACACUGCACUGGAUUUACGGAGCACCAAGCGACUGGAAACCGUUCGUGCAGAACCGAGUGGCUGAAAUACAGGGCGUUACGGAUCCUCAUCAGUGGCGACAUUGUCCGGGCCAUGACAAUCCUGCAGACCUGCUCACAAGGGGUACUUCAUGUCUUCACCUGAUAGAGAGCAAACUCUGGUGGAAAGGUCCGUCAUGGCUCAUCGAUCAGCAGUCUUGGCCUCCACCUUGGCGGGUUCCGCAAGAAACGUCUGAGGAGGUGCGAAACGAGGCUAAGGGCAGCGACUUGUACUCCGCGCCCGCAUCUGUAAAGGUUCGCGUAAUGAAUGCGGACAGGUACAGUUCGCUUCACAAGCUGCUGCGGGUUACCGCCUGGGCCUUGAGGUUCCUGCACAACAGUACGCACCCCUCCCAGAAUAAGACUGGUGUCCUUACAGCCGAGGAGAUCUCAGCGGCGGAAGAGUACUGGAUUUUAACGGCUCAGCGUGAGGCCUUUGGGCCUCAUCCGACCACUCACAAGUCCCUUCAGAAUGUAUCGCUGUUUCAUGACGGGAAAGGCGUCCUCCGCAUAACAGGUCGACUGCAGUACAGCGAUCUCCACGAAUCAGCGAAGCACCCCAUUGUCAUACCUUCGGAUCACCCGAUUACGGCAAUGCUGAUUAUCCGGGCACACACAAGACUGCUUCAUGCCGGAGUUCAAGAAACCUUGGCAGAACUGCGCGAAGAGCAUUGGAUUAUUCGGGGACGUCAAGUGGUGAAGAAGACUCUGCACGGAUGCCGUAUCUGUCACCGAGCAAAGGCCCAGGCCUGCUCAGAAGCCACUGCUCCUCUGCCACGAGACCGUUUAUCCCAGGCGCCGCCCUGUACAGUCACCGGUACGGAUUACCCAGGACCACUGUACUACAAAUGCUCGGAGCGGUCCGCUAGGAAGUGCUACAUCCUAAUUUUCACUUGUGCGGUGACUAGAGCAGUCCACCUGGGAUUGACUAAGUCUAUGUUGGCCGAAGAUUUCCUGAUGGCAUUCAGAAGAUUCCUGUCGCGAAGAGGUAUCCUUGAGACGAUGUAUUCGGAAUUUUAG